AUGGUGAAUUAUGAUUGGAAUUACAUAACUCAGAUUGAAAUUGGGAAUGAAGGAAAGAUUCGUAUACAAGUUUUUCAAAAAAAAAUUGAAGCUGAGGAACAUAUGGAAAGAAUUGAUCAUGUUCAGCAAAAGGAUAAGAUUGUUGUUGAACAAGAAGAGCAUGUUGAAGAACAAGUUGUUGAGGAAGAAACUGAAGACGAAAAUGAGAAUGAAAAGAAAAAAAGACUUGAAAAUAAAAGAAAACAACCAAGAGAAGAGAAGGUUGCUAAAAGUGAAGGAAAAAGGAAACGUACAAAGUUUAGACCAAAGAUAUUAGAUGAUGACAGGAAAAUUGUAUAUGAGAGGCCCAAGAAAGAACGGAAACAAACAACAAAGGCAAAGGAAGUGAACAAAGCAUCUUCUAGAAAGAAGCAAAAGAAAGAAACAACUUCAGUGAUGGACAAUGCUCCAAGCUUCAACUUAAACAUCUCUCAACUGAACUCCCAAACUCAAUCUCAACCUUCUCAAUAUGAAUCUCAACCUUCUCAAACUUAA
Messenger RNA from Benincasa hispida (wax gourd), 534 nucleotides. The record is from RefSeq and is a predicted model, not a curated record. NCBI's taxonomy places the organism in Eukaryota, Viridiplantae, Streptophyta, Magnoliopsida, Cucurbitales, Cucurbitaceae.